AUGCCUAGGAAAGCGGGGAAUGGGCAGCUCCCCUUACCCGAUGGCUGGGAGGAGGCGAGGGAUUACGACGGCAAAGUCUUCUACAUUGACCACAACAACAAGCAGACCAGCUGGAUCGACCCCCGGGACAGGUUAACAAAGCCUUUGUCAUUCGCGGAUUGUGUUGGUGAUGAACUACCAUGGGGAUGGGAAGCUGCAUAUGAUCCUCAGAUUGGUGUCUACUAUAUCGAUCACAUAAACAAAACCACACAGAUAGAAGAUCCCCGAAAACAAUGGAGGCAAGAACAAGAGCGAAUGCUAAAAGACUACCUCAUGGUAGCGCAGGAUGCUCUCAGUACCCAGAAGGAGCUGUACCAGGUGAAAGAACAGAGACUAGCACUCGCCCUGGAUGAGUAUGUACGUCUGAAUGAUGCCUACAAAGAAAAAUCAAGCUCUCGUACCAGCUUAUUCUCAGGCUCCUCAUCCAGCACAAAAUAUGACCCUGACAUUCUGAAGGCGGAAAUCUCCACUACAAGAUUAAGGGUUAAGAAGCUGAAGAGGGAACUCUUUCAUAUGAAGCAAGAACUGCUCUAUAAAGAACAGGGCUUUGAAACAUUGCAACAAAUUGAUCAAAAAAUGUCUGGAGGUCAGAGUGGGUAUGAACUGAGUGAAGCCAAAGCCAUUCUGAGCGAGCUGAAGUCUAUCAGAAAGGCCAUAAGCUCAGGAGAAAGAGAAAAACAAGAUUUAAUGCAGAGCCUUGCAAAGUUGAGAGGGCGAUUUCACGUUGACCAGACCGUUGGGAGAUCUGAACCAGAUUUGAGGUCCAGCUCUGUAAACUCUCAGUUGUCUCUCUCUAGACAGACUCUGGAUGCAGGGUCUCAGACAGACAUUUCUGGCGAUAUUGGAGUGAAAAGUAGAUCAAAUUUAGCUGAAAAAGUCAGAUUAAGUCUUCAAUAUGAAGAGGCAAAAAGAAGCAUGGCAAACUUAAAGAUUGAACUAUCUAAAUUAGAUAGUGAGACCUGGCCUGGGGCACUGGAUAUUGAGAAGGAAAAACUGAUGCUGAUCAAUGAAAAGGAAGAGCUUUUAAAAGAACUCCAAUUUGUCACACCACGCAAACGCACUCAAGAUGAGCUAGAGCACCUGGAAGCAGAAAGAAGGAGGCUGGAAGAAGAGCUGCUGUCUGUGAAAAGCACUCCUAGUCAAGCACUUGCUGAGAGGUUGAAAUUGGAAGAGAGAAGAAAAGAGUUGGUUCAGAAACUUGAAGAAACUACAAAGUUAACUACAUAUUUGCAUUCGCAGCUUAAAAGUCUCUCCGCCAGUACAUUAUCUGUGUCUUCAGGGAGCAGCCUAGGAUCCCUGGCAUCCAGUCGGGGGUCUCUGAACACAUCCAGCAGGGGCUCACUAAACUCCCUCAGCUCCACGGAUCUCUAUUAUAACCAAGGCGAUCAAAUAACAGACUUGGACUAUCAGUAUAAACUUGACUUCAUAUUGCAAGAAAAGAGUGGUUACAUUCCUUCUGGGCCUAUCACUACCAUUCAUGAAAAUGAGGUGGUCAAUUCCCAUGGGAGACUGGGUUACAGUGACUCUUCUGGAUCUUUGGCAGCAGGCCAUGCUCCAAAAUUGACUGAGCCACCCAAAUCUGUGACAUCACUGUCUUCAAGAUCCUCCCUUUCUUCCUUGUCCCCGCCAGGGUCUCCUUUGGUUUUGGAAGGUGCAUUUUCAGUGUCUGCCCAAGAUUCCCCCCUGCACCACCUCAUCACAGACUUUGAAGACUGUGAAUUGCCUGGUGAUUUUGCAGGCAUUAGUCUCUGUGAGAACCAAAUGUCAUUGGACUCUGAAGCCAGAGCAACAUCACAAGCUCUUACAGAUGAUAAAGAUCUCAAUGAAAGUGUUAGGCAGCCUUUGUCAUCUUUACGUGAAGGAAAUGCAGGUGUCGACUUACCAAGAAGAGCAGUAAGUCUGCUGCUUGAGGAGAAAGCAACUUGUGUAUCUGCUGCAGUGUCUGAUGAGUCUGUGGCUGGAGACAGUGGUGUAUAUGAAGCUUCUGUAAAACAACCAAAUGAAACUGAAGAUGCUGUAUAUAGUGAAGAUGACACGAUGAUUCUAGAGGCUGCCCAGGUGCAAAUAGGACUUAGAUAUGACCAAAGCAGUUCAAGUUUUGUGGUAAUUGUAAUGCAGCUCAGAAAUCUUCAUGCCUUCUCUGUCCCCUUUGGUUCCAGAGUGUAUUUUAGGGUAGCAGUACUUCCAUCCUCAGUUGACAUCAGCUGUCUGUUCCGCACUAAAGUCCAUCCUGCUAUGGAAACCAUUUUAUUCAAUGAGAUAUUCAGAGUAGCCAUUUCCCAAGAAGCUUUGCAGCAGAAGACAUUACGUGUAGAUGUUUGUUCUGUCAGUAAAACUCGACGGGAAGAAUGCCUGGCUGGAACUCAGCUCAGCCUUGCAGAUUUAUCAUUUUCUAAUGAGACCUAUACUCUGUGGUAUAAUCUGCUGCCCUGCAAGCAAAUUCCUGGCAAAAAGAACAAGGAACAAAAUGAGGAAUCGGUGUUUCUGCCUUACAAGCAAUUGUCAGGCUCGUUGGACUUGGAUGCUGUCUCGGCUCUGCUGGAGAGGACAUCUGCUGAGCUGGAAGCGGUAGAGCAAGAGCUGGCGGAGGAGGAGGAGGAGGAGGAGGGGGAGGAGAACAGGGGUGCUGAUGAAGACUGGUUAGAAAUGCUAGCAGAGGUGUCUGAUGAAAUUGUGAAUGAAGAGGAGGAUGGAGUUAAAUUGGCAGAGGAAGGCGGAUAUACAGAUAACUUGAGAUUAUGCACCGAUACAGCAGAGACAGAUGAAAACAAGGGUGGGAAAGAAAGUGACCACGCUGAUGCCCCUGGCAAUCAGUUAGCUGCUGUAGUCCCAACACUGGUUGAUAAAGAGACUAAUACUGAGGAAGCAGUUAAUGAGAAUAUGGCAGUCCGACCCAAGGACAGAGCCAGCUUGAGCUCUAGACCGCGUCCCUUUGUCAGGAACAGCAUGAUAGUGCGCUCGCAAACCUUCUCUCCAGGAGAGCGGAACCAGUACAUCUGUAGGCUGAAUCGAAGUGACAGUGACAGCUCAACACUGGCCAAAAAGUCUCUCUUUGUGAGAAAUGCCACAGAACGACGGAGCUUGAGAGUUAAAAGGCCUGCGUGCCAGUCGAUCAUGCGAAGAGCUACGCAAGAGCACCCUGUACGCACUUCUCUUGACUUGGAGCUGGACCUCCAGGCAUCUCGGACGCGACAGAAUCGGCUGAACGAUGAACUUCAGGCACUGCGCGAUCUUAAACAGAAGCUUGAGGAGAUGAAAGCCAGAGGAGAGACUGACCUUCCCCAGUGUGUGUUGGAGGAUGAGCGAUUCCAAAAGGUCUUGAAACAAGCUGAAAAGCAGGCUGAACAAUCAAAGGAGGAACAGAAACAGGGUUUAAGUGCUGAAAAAUUGAUGAGAAAAGCUUCCAAGGAUGUAUGUCGGUUACGGGAACAGAGCCAGAAAGUGCCACUGCAAGUGCAGUCGUUCAGGGAGAAGAUAGCUUACUUCACAAGAGCAAAGAUCAACAUACCAUCCCUACCAGCAGAUGAUGUAUAA
Messenger RNA from Emys orbicularis (European pond turtle), 3573 nucleotides. It is a transcript of the gene WWC2, whose product is annotated as WW and C2 domain containing 2. The transcript is spliced from 23 exons. Gene Ontology annotation, cellular component: cytoplasm. Gene Ontology annotation, molecular function: molecular adaptor activity; kinase binding. NCBI's taxonomy places the organism in Eukaryota, Metazoa, Chordata, Testudines, Emydidae. Gene Ontology annotation, biological process: cell migration; regulation of DNA-templated transcription; regulation of hippo signaling. The record is from RefSeq and is a predicted model, not a curated record. The coding region runs from base 1 to 3573 and encodes 1190 amino acids.